AUGGAUCGCGUGGUUGCAGUGGGCCGUGAGAAAUCCCACUUCGGCCAACAGAACGAAUCAUCCAUUUCGAACGUAACAAAAACUGUUCGCAACGGCGGUGUCCAUCCCGAAAAUCCGCAAAAAAAUUAUCCGCUGUGGGACCUGGGGAAGAAGAAAAGCAAAACACGAGGCUAUCCGAUGUCUGUCUGCGAUACCAACUCCCGCCUGGCCGAAUCGUGUAAAAUCAUUGCCGUCAGCAUCUCGAAGCACCAGUGUGGAGAUGCUCCAUCAGUUACGGCAUAUUGA
This is a messenger RNA of Aspergillus fumigatus Af293, 285 nucleotides long. RefSeq lists its product as uncharacterized. NCBI's taxonomy places the organism in Eukaryota, Fungi, Ascomycota, Eurotiomycetes, Eurotiales, Aspergillaceae. The record is from RefSeq and is a predicted model, not a curated record. The coding region runs from base 1 to 285 and encodes 94 amino acids. The transcript is spliced from 2 exons.